CAAAUUUCAUCAUUCAAACCUUAGCAUUUCAAAUAAUCAUACAGUCGAACACGCGCGCACAACUAUUAGAAGUUUUCAUUUGAAUUAUUAGUAAUUAGCACCUGCGGAAGCUAUCAUAUACGGAUUAAGGCAAUUGUGCGCAUCCAAUCGUCAGACUUUAGUGCUCUCUGUGUAAAUCCUUAAGUGUGCCUAUAAUCUAUUAUUUGACAAGGUUCAAUAUGGUGACAAGUAGACGUUCCUCUAAAGGCGCAAAGUUGUUACCACCGACUCUUGGCAGACGACAUUUUCAAUGUUUGUUGUUAUUUGUCGGAUUCGCGGCAGCGUUUGCAAUGCGUGUUAAUCUCUCUGUGGCAAUUGUGGCGAUGAUGGACCGCAAAACGGCGAAUCCAGACUUCCCGGAAUAUCAGUGGUCAGAAGAAAUUAAAGCGCGUAUACUUAGCAGCUUUUUCUGGGGCUACAUUUGCACACAAAUUCCAGGCGGCAUACUGGCGCGACGUUUCGGCGGCAAGGUGAUGUUACUGUCCAGUAUCUCUAUAAGCAGCACAAUGGCGUUACUCACGCCGCUCGGCGUUCAGUUCGGCGGCUGGAAGUUACUCUGUUUCAUGCGUUUCCUGCAGGGUUUCGGGCAGGGUGUAACGGUACCUUCAAUGCACACUCUACUUGCCAAAUGGGCACCAGUGACGGAGCGUGGCUCACUAGCCACAUACAGCUAUUCGGGCUCACAAUUCGGCACUGUUAUCAUGUUAGCUUCAAGUGGCGUACUCGCCUCCUCCAAGCUUGGUUGGCCUAGUUGUUUCUAUAUACCUGGCAGCUUAGGUCUACUUUGGACUGUACUGUGGAUAAUAUAUGGUGCAAGCUCACCCAGCGAAUGUACAAAGAUCAGUGUGGCUGAACGUGAACUAAUCGAAGGCUCUCAAGUGCACACUGUCAAAUCGAGUGCUGACGGUAAGCCGAAUUUGCCCGUACCAUGGAGGCGUAUAUUCACCUCCGUACCAUUCUUGGUUUUAAUGGCCACACAUUGUGCCUCUACAUGGUGUUUCUGGACGCUGCUCACUCAGAUACCCACCUACAUGAAAAGUGUGCUCGGCAAGGAUAUUAAAAGUAAUGCUGUACUUUCGGCUCUUCCCUACUUUACGAUGUUGAUUUUGGGCUUGGCAUGUGGGCCGCUAAGUGAUUUCCUGGAGAAGGGCAGGCAUUUGAGUGCGACGACGAGCCGAAAGAUUUUUAAUACCAUUGGUCAAUGGGUGCCGGUGCUAACGUUGAUUUGGUUGGGUUAUAUAACGCGCGAUCAAGCAGAUUUAGCAGUAUUUUUACUCACAUUCACAGUGAGCAUAAGCACAACGAUGCAUUUGGGUUGGCAAGUGAACCACAUUGAUUUGGCGCCAAACUUUGCCGGCACUUUAGUGAGUCUGACCAACUGCGCGGCGAAUGUUUGCAGCAUAAUAGCACCGUUAGUGGUGGGUUUUGUUGUCACCGACACGAGCAAUCCUCACCAAUGGCGCAUUAUAUUCUUCAUAGUCGCCGGCAUUAACUUUUUGGGUAAUCUGAUGUUUAUUCUAUUCGGCACAGCUAAAGUGCAGCCUUGGAACUUUGAACAUGAUCCAGUUGUUCAGGAAACAAAAGUCGCAGACGAAGAGAAGGCGUCUGAACUCAAACCGCUUAACGAGGAUGAAGAUGGCGAUGUGCCAAUCACGAGAGCGGAAUCGCAGUUCUCACUUAAUUAGUAUUUAUGAAUGAAUAUUUUGCAA
Molecule: messenger RNA, 1748 nt
Organism: Ceratitis capitata (Mediterranean fruit fly)
Lineage: Eukaryota; Metazoa; Arthropoda; Insecta; Diptera; Tephritidae
Product: putative inorganic phosphate cotransporter
Exons: 4
Coding region: 219-1724 (501 amino acids)
Biological process (GO): monoatomic anion transport; transmembrane transport
Cellular component (GO): plasma membrane
Molecular function (GO): transmembrane transporter activity
Source: RefSeq, a predicted model, not a curated record